UGAAACCAGAACGGCAUUUACUGACAGAUUUAAAGACUGGAGGCAGAUUUGAGCUUUAGUGCAAGACAGACGUCGGAACUGGUUCAUUGAAUUGAUGACAUAACAUGAUGCCCAAACUGGAGACGGAUCCUUUAAUACAGUGCAUAGUUGAAAACAAUCCUGAGCAACUUAAGGAAUUGCUGAAAAGCAACUACAUUAAUGGGUUAUAUCCCCUCAGUGGUGAGACAGAUCAGGUUUCACCUUUAAUUGCUUCUAUUAUUUACCAAAAAUAUGACAUUUUCACAUACCUUGUGUAUCAAGGUGCAGAUCCAAAUCUACCUUCUAAAAAUGGCUGGACGCCUUUGCAUUUUGCCUCACAAAGGGAGGUGCCACUGAUUUUUGUGGAAACACUGCUGGGAAAAAAUGCAGAUCCAAACAGAAGGGGACCUAAGGACCACACACCGCUGGCUAUAGCUGCCCUCAGUGAAAGGCAGGAUGUUAUAGACCUACUCUUUGUUUACUUCAAAUUAAAAGGAAAUUACUCUGAAAUAGAAAAGUUUUUGGAACUGGAACUUGCAAUGCACAGCAAAGAACCUCAAGAAGUCUUUGGAGCCUUUCAAGAUCACAUGCUAGAAGAGCAUCCUGAGACUCAUUUGACCAUAGUUGAAUUACUCUUCACAUUUACUGGGAACAAUGAAGUCGAAUUUAAAGAAAGAAGUAUUGAAUGGCUCAGCGAAGCCAGUAAUUCACAUAGCUACGUUGCAAGUGCGAUCAGUCGCUUUGACAACAUUCCAGAGGUGGAAGUGUUAAAGACGAUUAAAUGUUUGCAUGCUGUUUUCUGUACAAUGGAAAAAAUACCAGUAGAGCUAGCCACAGACAUAAUUUCCAAACUUGGGGACAGGCUUCACAUCAUAGAAAGAGUCAGUACUCUGGUGGCAGUUCAACAAACGCUAAAUGUGAUAACACAAAAAACAGAAGACAUCAUUGGCUGGGCUUAUGACUUCAUCGACUUCCUCUGUAAAACCGGCGAUGCUUUGGAAAACAAAAUAUAUUCCUGUGGCUAUAACUGCGCCGUAUCUGAAGCAGAGGGCUUAAGACAUUUGAUGAAUUCAAUGUUUCAAAAUAUAUUACCACCUCCUGCAGACACAGUAACUAAUGACAAACCAAAAGAAGAUGCCAGAGAAUCUGAGCCAAGCUUGCACUAUGAGGACGACAGCUUCACUGAGCCUGUGAAAAAGAAAGUAAAGAUGGAAAGGCCUGAGAAACAAGAAGAUCCCGGUGAUGAAACAGGAAGGGUUCCUAACAUGAGAUCAAAAUUAAACUCACAACAGUCUGCUUUAAGGCCCCUCAAUUCUUCAAGAUCUCAGAAGUGGCAGCCAGUCAGCAUCAGGUGGAAGGAUAAACUAGAGAAGCUUGCUGACACAGAUGAAACCAAAGUGACCAAAGUUCGAAACAUUAGUUAUGUGAACGAUGCCGAGUUCAUCAUAGCAAAGGGGAGUGAUGGUACUGAAGUCUUCUUGGGACUGAGAGAUGAUGGCACAGAAGUUGCAAUCAAAAGAAUGUCUAAAAGCAACUAUAAAACACUGAAGAACGAGAAAGGAAUCCUGCAGCUGCCGUCCGUGGAUCAUCCGUCCAUUGUGCGAUAUAUAGACUUUGCAGAGGACGAAAACUUUGGAUACCUUUUUCUUCAGCUUUACGAAUACACCUUGGAGGAAAGUAUCAGCAGCCUCAAAGAUCCGAACAUGGGAAAAAAACUUGUACGGGAGGCUCUUGAAAGUUUGAAGGUACUGCACUGCCAUAACCCUCAAAUUCUGCACAGAGACCUCAAACCACACAAUGUUUUAACUGAUAUUCAAGGGAAGGCAAGAUUAGCUGACUUUGGGAUCAGCAGAUGCUUAUCCAAAGAUGAAACAACUUACCUCACGGCCAAGGGAGGAACAAGGUGCUGGAUGGCCAGAGAGACACUAGAGGAGGAACCUGCUGUGCCCUACAAGUCAAAGACUGAUGUACAGGUGGCAGGGAUGCUGAUAUAUUACAUCCUUUCUGGGGGACAACAUCCGUUCAUAAUGGGCAAACGAUUUCAGUGUGAUUCCAACAUUUAUGAAGGGAAGUACUGUUUGGACCACGUGACGGACAUGUUGGCUAGAGAUCUCAUCGAGUGGAUGAUCAACAAAGAACCAGAAAACCGACCUGAAGUGGAUCAAUGUUUAAAUCAUCCAUUUUUCUGGGACAGUGAAAAGCGAAUGGAAUACUUGAAAAAGGUUGGAAACAGGAAUGAGAUUGUAUAUGAUCGCACAGCUGACCAGAAACUGAUACUUUCACUGGAGCGAUGUGCUGAAAACCGAUCCUUCAAACAGUGGAAAGAUAAGUUUGACAAAACGCUGGUGCAAGACAUGGAAAAGAAAAGGAGAAGCUCCUACAGUGAAAACACGGUGGGAUUACUGCGCUUCAUCCGCAACCUUUGUGAGCACCGUUACAAAGAGGCUUCUACAAUCAACAUCUUGGCUUUAUUUCCUGAUCUCUUCGAAUGUGUUUACACAUUUGCAAAAAGCCGACGCUGGAAUGAAGAGGCACCUUUAAAGGAGAUGUUCCCGCCUCCAGUAAAAGCUCGGCACGAUGGAGGAAGUGUACCAGUUCAAGAGUGAAACCACGAUUUCAAGGAAAGCGAUGUCCAUCCAGAGGGAAUGAAUCAAAAGGACCAAAGACAAACUGACCAGCAGUGAAAAAGUACCAAAGUUUUAAUUAAUGCUACUAUUUGGAUCUUUGAUGUGCUCUGCUGUGAGAGCAUAAGGAAAAUUCAUGGUUUUUAUUUAUUUUUUUAUUUUUAUGGAUGAUCAAAUCAUGUCUUUGUUGAAAUUUCAACAUAAGAUGACUUGUAAAAAUAUAGAUAAAAAUCAAUUGAUUUUAAAUGUAAUCUUUUAGUAAAUGCUGUCUGGUCCUUAACCUGAACCAUGGUUUUAAUGUUGGCCCCUCAUUCAGUCUGGCACCCCUUUGGUUAAAUACCAGCUUGAUAUAUGUCAUGGAGAAAUGUCAGAAGUUACUAUUUCAUGCAUUUUGGACCUUUUCAACUUUAUUUCUUGGGGUAGUGACUCAACUUUUUGUCUGCAAUGGACCAAAUACUGACCAUAUUGUUUUAUCAGAGUUUGAUCAUUAAGUGCAAAAGGUCUUCUUUGACAUGCUGAGAGAAAUUCUUUUAAUAUUCGCUGUUUUAUUCCAAGUCUAUCACUAUGCAAAGCAUUAAUAAUUAGGAUUUGAUAUGUUCUGAACAACAUACAAAGCUUUAUCUUAAUUGGAAAAAUUGCUGGUGUUCUGUAGCGUGUCCUCACCUGUAGACAAUAAAUGUUAAAAGCAUUGUCAAAAUCAGCAGCAGUUUUAGUUUCUGUAAGAGGCAACUAAUUUACCAUAUAUGUGGAUUUUUCAUUUUCUUUUCUGUCCUUAAAUAAGCUUAUCUUUAGUAUUAAAUAACUGAAUGGUAAACAAGUAUAUUUUUUGAUCCCACUUUGUUCAGUUUUCUUUUCCAGUGGGGAUUACUUCCCAACUAUUACAGGUGUAGCCGGGGCAUUCUGUCCCAGAAGCAUAGUGCUGCACACUCUCCCUCCUGCCAUAUAUGGAGGAGGGCACUUUAAACGUCUUUAUUUGACUAGACACUGGAGGGACUGAAGUAAGGUUGGAGAUGUUUGUAAAUCAGUCAUUUGACAAUCCGAGGACAUGGUGCAGAUUGCAGCGGAUCACACUGCUUGUGCCAUUUAACUUUAUUAUACGUUAAGAACUAAAAUGGGCCUAAAAGCACAGAGGUCCUCUAAACACCAACAUUUUGAGUCUAUUUAAAUUGUUACCUGAAACAUCAGUUGGUUAAGUUUGAUCCAGCUUUUCUUUAGCUUUCUUUAUUAUGUUGGGGCAGUGUGUUUUUCUGCUUUUUCUGUUCCAAUGUACUG
Messenger RNA from Fundulus heteroclitus (mummichog), 3914 nucleotides. Its product is annotated as serine/threonine-protein kinase/endoribonuclease IRE2. Gene Ontology annotation, molecular function: RNA endonuclease activity; protein serine/threonine kinase activity; ATP binding. The transcript is spliced from 7 exons. Gene Ontology annotation, cellular component: IRE1-TRAF2-ASK1 complex. Gene Ontology annotation, biological process: mRNA processing; intrinsic apoptotic signaling pathway in response to endoplasmic reticulum stress; IRE1-mediated unfolded protein response. Bases 105 to 2624 code for a protein of 839 amino acids. NCBI's taxonomy places the organism in Eukaryota, Metazoa, Chordata, Actinopteri, Cyprinodontiformes, Fundulidae. The record is from RefSeq and is a predicted model, not a curated record.